AUGUCUUAUCAGGAGAUCUUACUGCAGCCGGAUGGACCGGGUGGUUUGGAAAGGGUGGGAUUAAUAGAGUUAUCCGAGUCGAGAACAAAGAAUCGUGUGCGGAGUAGCCGAAACCAGAUCGAGAUCGAGGUCAUUUCAUAUCCAUGCCGAGGAGAGGCUCAGGUCGUGAGCGCAUUUGGCAAAGCCAGAAUGCGCCAGAGUCAUCACAGUCAUUUGGGAGAGCUGUUUAUUUCGGCAGAGGAGGGAGAGGGCCCUUUGGAGGAGGUCCAGGGCAGGGAGGGAACUGAGCGCCGACGGAAGGCAUCUUGGACAGAGUGGUGA
This is a messenger RNA of Penicillium waksmanii, 321 nucleotides long. RefSeq lists its product as uncharacterized. The coding region runs from base 1 to 321 and encodes 106 amino acids. NCBI's taxonomy places the organism in Eukaryota, Fungi, Ascomycota, Eurotiomycetes, Eurotiales, Aspergillaceae. The transcript has a single exon. The record is from RefSeq and is a predicted model, not a curated record.